Ceratitis capitata (Mediterranean fruit fly) is the source of this 3682-nucleotide messenger RNA. It is a transcript of the gene Vps50, whose product is annotated as syndetin. The record is from RefSeq and is a predicted model, not a curated record. The transcript is spliced from 11 exons. Gene Ontology annotation, biological process: endocytic recycling; retrograde transport, endosome to Golgi. The coding region runs from base 1 to 2928 and encodes 975 amino acids. NCBI's taxonomy places the organism in Eukaryota, Metazoa, Arthropoda, Insecta, Diptera, Tephritidae. Gene Ontology annotation, cellular component: EARP complex. Gene Ontology annotation, molecular function: SNARE binding.
AUGCAUCAUCCGAAAGCAAAAAUGGAUGAAUUUAAAACAAAAUUUAUGGACUUGCUGCAUAAACAGACCAAUAGGCAAGUUAAAAUUCCUGCAAUGGGAUUCUCCGAUUACUUCAUACAGACUGUGACAACUGAGCCAACGGAUGUUCCUUCAAGCAAGUCUAAAGUUGCAUGUGAUGGUAAGUCGGAUAUAGGGUCAAAGGAGACUUCUAGAUCGGAUGAAGAUACUGCUGCCCACGCACAAAAAUCAGACCAGGAAAUAUUGGAGAGCAUAGAAGAAAUUUACUUUAAAGCUGAAGGGGAAGAGGAGUGUAACGUGCAUGGUCAAUAUGAAUUGCGGAAAGUUCUUAGCGAUGGUGUGAAUUACCAAUUAAUCGAUGGUAAAAUUGCACAAUUGCGCACUCAACAUAAAGUUUUAUCCAAGCAAGUGUUGCAAAACAUAUUGGAGCAGCGUAGUGCUUGCAAUGAAGAAUUUGCCUCCAUUAAUGAUAUUCAAAAAGAGUUAGAAGAGUCUUUAUGGACCUGUCGAAAAGCGCGUUCUUACUUAAAUUAUGCAAAAGUCAAUCUAACAACUACCAGUCUAGAAAUAUUAGCAUCCUACCGAAAGCGUGAAAUUCUUAAAGAGCUUUUAAGCACAUUGCUCGCCAUAAAAAAGUUGAAAUCUACUGAUGUUGAGGUACAAAAAUUUCUUUCCGACUACAAUUACUCUGGCGCUAUUGGUUUAUUACUUAAAUGUAAAGAUUCUGCAGCGGAAUAUAUGCAAUACAACUGUGUUCAGUCUUUGAAUAAAAAACUACAAGAAACACUUUUGUUAACCGAAUUCCAAUUGGAUACAGUGCUUAACGAGAUGAUUUUAAAUUUUGAUAUGCGAAAAUAUGCUAAACUUCAAGAGGCCUACAAACUACUCAAUAAAUCUCUCAUUGCUAUGGAUCAACUGCAUAUCAACUUCAUUUCUGCUAUACAUUCCUCCGUAAACUCGGUCUUGCGUGCCUACAAUGAUCCCAGUAUCGAUGAAAAUAUGAAAUUCCUUUUCGAACAGCUUUGUGAACAAGUUACAGUCGACAAAUACAUUUCCUGCUUAAUCAGCUUAUGCAAAACAUUCUGGACUAUAUUGGCCUCUUAUUAUCAAAUAGUAGUCUGGCAUCAAAACUACAAGCUCUAUCCUCUUGAUAUGGAAGACUCGCCCGAUACUUACAUACAAGAAAAACUGAAAAAAGGUCAAUCGCGCAUUUGGAAUGAUAUUCUUACGAAAUUAUGUAUUUUCUUACAAAGUACUAAAUUGAAAACGCUGAAGUAUGAUCAAUUCAUACAAGUGCUUUCCGUGGUGCAGCGUUUAAAGAAAGUUGGCCUAGAGUUUUGUGGUGAACAAUCUGAAAAAUUGAUUGAAACAAUGCAAAUUCAAAGCCAAGAGUUUUUCCAACGUUAUCACAUCACAUGCCUCGAAGAAAUAUGUUUAUUUUUAGAUAAUGAAUCUUGGACAAUGGUAGAUUCUUUUGUAAAUAUAUUACAAUUACCGGAAUUUCGUUCUGUCCGCAAUACAUUAAGACGACAUAAAUCACCUCCUGCUGCGCGCCUACUUGUCUCAGCAACAUCUGCAAAUAACUCGCCUAUAAGUAAUAAUAACUGCGAUGAGUUGGUGUCGGUGCAUUCACAAGAUGGAGGCAGUUCCAUUUACGGUUCCUAUGGAUAUUUUUUGCGUUUCUCUGAAAAGAGUUCACCUUUCGAUGGUGGCUUAGAUGUUGCUAUGCUGGAAGAGGACAUUCUCUCUGGCAUUGUCGAUGAGGCAUCUUGCUACUUUUCAGAGGAAAGCGAUGACGAACAGAAAAGUAUGCAAAGCAAAUAUGAAGAUGAAAGUGGCAAUGGUUUUGUUAUUGUCAACAACACAACAUUAAAUGUAUUUCGUUGUAUUGGACGUUAUUUGCAAAUGUGCAAAUUGCUACACUGCAUUUCUCCUAAAAUUGUUGCAAGCAUGUUGGAAUUAAUGGACUUUUACGCUUUUGCGGUACAUGAAAUUUUUGGCAAAGAUGCUCCGGUAACAAUGGAAAAAUUCUACAAUGCACGUCUUGAACAAAAACUACAAUCGGUUCUACAAAAUAUUGUAGUAAACAUAAAAAUUUGGCCUUUGAACUUCUCAUCCCUGAUCAAUAAUGAACUUGCGAAUCCAGAUACAUUACAUGGACUAUCUCAACGCAUAGUUGCCGUAGAGAGUGGACAUUGUAUGACGCAACAAUUCCAAACGCUUCACAAUUACCUCAACCAUUUACUACCGCCACAGGAACGCACAGAUUUAACGGCAUAUUUCGAUUAUAUUGAAUUUAUGGCUGAUAUUGCACGACCAGUAUACACAUGUGUUACCUCACGAGUAAUUGAUUUGCCGGCUGUAUUGACAAUGAUGGCUAAAGUAAAGUGGGAUGUUAAUCAUGUUAGCUUUCAACACAAUAACUAUAUUGACAUAAUGAAUCGGAAUAUACAAUGCUUUGCAAUGCGAUUGGAAGAAAUCGCUAAAGAGAUAACUCUACCUAGUGAAAUAAUUUGGAAUUCUAUGGCUCAUGUUGCGACGCAUUUGCUAGUGGAGGGUUUUUCGAAUGUAAAAAAGUGUUCUGCUGGUGGUCGUGCGCUAAUGCAGCUUGAUUUUACAAACUUCAUGUCCAUACUUGAGUUGAUUUCCAGCCAAAAAUAUCCAGAACAUCGUUUAUAUGUUGAUGGAUUUAUAAAAGCUUAUUACUACUCGAAUGAACAAUUUGAAGAAUGGAUUGAUACACAAAGCAAGUUGGAACAGUAUUCCACAAAACAACUUACGAAUCUAAUACAAUGCGUUUGCGUGAGCGAUAAACGUACUCGACAAAAGUUAUUACAGUUAUUAGGUGGUAGCACCGGUGGUAGUGUUGGCAAUAGCAAUAAUCUCAAUUUGAGUACAACUAGCACAUAGUGGCAAAUAUAUAAACUACAAUGUUACAUUGUAAAAAGGCCGUUAAUUGGUCACUGCACAAUUAAUUAUACUUUUGGUAUUGCACAUGUGUCAUAUGUACAUAUUGCAUAUUGAUAUACAUACAUACAUACAUAUGUGCUUACUACGAUUAGUUCGAAUUUUAAUGCUGCGUUAAUGUCUCGAAAACAUUCCAAUUUUAAUUAUAUAUACAUAUAUACAUACGUAAGUUUGUUAUUUCUCCUUAAUUUUUGUUAUUUAUAUACACAUAUACAAAAAUUAUUUAUCUAUCAUUAACCGAUCUCUUAUUAAUCCCUAUAUUUUACUCUCUAUUAUAUUUUAUAUUUCGAAUUUUAUUUUAUGUGCAUAAAAACAUAAAUACACAUAUACAUACGUAAAUUGUAAACUAUCUCUAAUUUGAAUCUCGAAAACAACUUUUAAAAAUAUUAUACAAAACCAUACGUACAUACAUAUAUAAUUUAUAUAGUGAAUUUUAUUUAUAUUAAAAGCUAUUAUAUUUCGAUUAUGUACCUUAUUAGAUUGUUAAUUAAGUAUUUCAGUUUAAAAAUCAUUUACAAUUGUGCAGCCAAGUUGUGAAAUAACUUUCGCAUCAAUAAAAGGUAAUAAUAUGCCAACAAAUUGUAGACAUACUUAUGUACAUCCCUCUCAAUGUAACUGUUGUAAUGUUAGUAUUUUAUAGCGUAUAGGAAAAGCAACAGAAGAAAUUAAUAUGUAGGAAUAAAGGUUUGUGCUGAAA